GAAGUUCAUAAUAAUAAUAUUUUCCAAUUUAUUAUUAACAGAGAUUAAUAGCUACCAUUAUUGAAAAAAAAACUGAAUGGCGGAUUACCAGUGGCCUUGGGAAUACAAUUUUCCACCGUUCUUCACGGUUCAAUCCCAUGCUAAUACGAAAGACCAACAGCUGUCGACAUGGAAAUCCCUGAUCCUUGACUAUCAUAAGCACGGCAAACAGGCCGUUCUCAACAUAAACGAAGACAGUGCACCAUUUGUAAAUGAAAGCAUAUCCCGGAAGCUAUCGUCCGAGGGACGCCUUUGGGUGAUGGAAGCGCUGGAGAAGUCCGGCAAUGCUGCUACGGUGGACAAACGCAAGCAGCAGUGGGAGGUGUAUUGGCACACCUUAGACGAGUGGAGUGUAAUCGUGCACGAGUGGGCCGUAGCGAAUGGGAUGACCAAUACGGUCUGUACGAUCUUCGAGCUAGUGGCCGGAGACCAUACAGUCGGGGAGGAGUUCCACGGUCUGGAUCAGGCUGUGUUAAAAAAGGCAUUGAAGGUGCUAGAAUCGAAGGGCAAGUGCGAACUGAUUGCGUUUGACGAUAACGAAGGGGUGAAAUUCUUCUGAAUAAGAGGGAUUCUAGAGUCGGAUGAUGUGCGUGUGUUAUACUCUAACAUUUUGUAAAU
Ochlerotatus camptorhynchus is the source of this 657-nucleotide messenger RNA. RefSeq names its product vacuolar protein sorting 25 (gene Vps25). Gene Ontology annotation, biological process: protein transport to vacuole involved in ubiquitin-dependent protein catabolic process via the multivesicular body sorting pathway. Gene Ontology annotation, molecular function: protein homodimerization activity; structural molecule activity. Lineage: Eukaryota; Metazoa; Arthropoda; Insecta; Diptera; Culicidae. The coding region runs from base 77 to 598 and encodes 173 amino acids. The record is from RefSeq and is a predicted model, not a curated record. The transcript has 2 exons. Gene Ontology annotation, cellular component: ESCRT II complex.